AUGGACCCGAUUAUCUUCACCCCGCGGUUGAAACUUACCCUCGUUACAAAGGCGGAAAGAGGAAGUCCGGAACUCGAAUGGCUUCAUGAACUGCGCAGCAGUAAAGAGGCCACGUGGUGGAGCAUUCACGGCCAGUCGAAAUCCAUCGAGGACACAGAGAGCAACAUGAAACACUAUCUGCCAGCCGGCGGAGAAGAAAAUUCAUACAGAGUCGUCUAUGUUGUGCACAAAAUCCUUGAGCCGUUAGACUCUGCUGCCGAAAACCAGGCACACAUUAAAGACCAAAGGGAAAAACCGACAGAAGUGGCUGGCCUGGUGAUUUUGAAAUCUUUGGAUGCGGGCAACCUUGCGAUACCAGAAGAAUUGACCGUACCGGCUGCGGCGGCGAGUACAACGCUGACGACUGAACUGGGGUACUCAUUUUUGCCAACCGGAUGGGGCAAAGGGUAUGCGACCGAGUCAUUAAAGGCAGUGCUCGAGUCUUGCAAGAGGGCGCAAUCCUUUUGGGCGCCUUUCUCGAAGGUCUACGUUAGAGCGAUUGUGAACGAAGAGAACCCGGCGAGUCUGCGAGUGAUGGAGAAGGCUGGAGUGCCAAAAAAGGGUGUUUAUGUGGCUGAGGGAGAACCUAUUUUCCUUGCUGGAAAAUGGCGAGGCAUGGCUAAUCUUCAUAUUUAUGGCAUGUAUCUGAUUGAGUGA
Messenger RNA from Uncinocarpus reesii 1704, 696 nucleotides. RefSeq lists its product as uncharacterized. Gene Ontology annotation, molecular function: acyltransferase activity, transferring groups other than amino-acyl groups. The transcript has 2 exons. The record is from RefSeq and is a predicted model, not a curated record. Lineage: Eukaryota; Fungi; Ascomycota; Eurotiomycetes; Onygenales; Onygenaceae. The coding region runs from base 1 to 696 and encodes 231 amino acids.